AUGGCCAGUCAUGGAGUCAACUUCGACAGCGUGUUUACGGCGAUACUGUCUGAUAUCGAGGCCAAAGUAAGCCAGGGUCUUCCCGCGCCCACGGAGGCGCACCUCACGGCCCUCCUGAGCCUCUUCGACAAGAACCAGCUCCCGAACGCCCUCAAACUCAUCGACCAGGGCGCCGUCAAGUGCUUCGUCGGCGAGAAGUCACACCGCACAGUCUUCCAGGUCGCCAGCGCGACGAAGCACGGCCACCAGGACACCUACACUGUUUUACCUGGUCACUUCUGCACCUGCCACGCGUUCCAGUGGUCCGUGGCUUCGCGCGCCGAGCAGCACUGCUGCAAGCACCAGCUCGGCGCGCGCCUCGCGCACGCCCUCGGCCGCUCCAACCGCUCCGUCGUCCCCGACGACGUCAUUUUUCGCGUCCUCAUGAGCGGCGUAUAG
This is a messenger RNA of Pedinophyceae sp. YPF-701, 438 nucleotides long. The record is from the annotation of a GenBank genome assembly. NCBI's taxonomy places the organism in Eukaryota, Viridiplantae, Chlorophyta, Pedinophyceae.